UGCUAUGGUUUCAUAUUCGUGAUAAUUUUGUUAAUUGGCAUAAGGCUGGUUUUAGCUAGAAAUAUAGCUUAGCUAAUGUGUAAUGCAAUAAUCAUAAUGUAACGUUUAUAAACUUAAUAAAUUAAUAAUGAUAAUAUUAUAGAAGUUCAGGUAUUUAUAACGCUAACCAGUGAAUGAGGUUCUAUUUCCCGUUAAUUUUAAAUAUGUUGUUAACAAUGACAUGACAUGUAACAACACUUUUCUGUAAUUUGGAUAAGUUUAUAGAAGUUUUGCUUACUAGACCUAACAGUAACAAUUACUGACAUAAUUCAAGUAAUGCAAAUUACAAUUUAUAAAAUAAGCUAUAUAAUAUGUAAUUUUUAAAAACAAAAAAGAAAUAUCUAGAACUGAUUAGCAUGUUUCUGAAUAUCGGCAUUAAAAUCAAAGUCUUCUAUGAUUUGUGAUACUGAUAAAUGACAAGCAUCAGAAGUGGGGAUAUUUAAUUUAGGGAUGUGGAGAAUUUGAGCUAAAAGUCUGAAACAUUUCCUUCUAAUUGACCACUAGUGAUGAAAACAAAGCUUUGAGCCCUUUAUACAACACUGACAUUUUAAUGUGCAAAUUCAACUACAGAUUUUACUUAAACUUAAAAAUAACUCAGAAUUAUGGAUGCUGAUGAAGUAUUUGAAGUUAUUGGAGAAUUUGGAUGGCAACAGAAGAAAUACUUUCUUUUUGCUGGAAUGAUUGGAGGCAUUUACACAAGUGGUCAGCUUCUACAAAUCAUAUUUACUGGUGCAUCACCAACUUUUGUUUGCUAUGGCCAUGCAGGAGAAGCCUUUAACAACACAUGUUUCUUUGAUAAUAAACCAGAAUCUUGUAAGAGAUUGGUUUAUACAUCUGAAUUUACAUCUAUGGCUACUGAGUGGGACCUCAUCUGCUCACAAGCAUAUCAGAUUAAAGCUGUCCAGUCAGUUUUCAUGGCAGGAGUUCUUAUAGGAGCUUGGUUGUUUGGUCAGAUAUCUGACAAAAUAGGACGUUAUAAAACAAUGCUCUUGACCCAUGUGGGACUUCUUUCAUUCAGUACCUUUGGGGGCUUUGUACCAAAUAUCCAACUUCAUGCCGUAUGUCGCUUUAUGGCAGGUGUCAACCAAGGAGGAAUUGGAAUGAUAGUUUAUGUCUGGCUUACGGAAAUGAUAGCGUGGGUUCAGGUAUUUUUCUCUCUUGGAAUUGGAUUUCAUGCAUUUUUGGCCUUUCUCCUACCUAACUGGCGGCAAUUUACUGCUGUGUGCUCUCUCUGGGGACUGGUUCUUAUCAUUCCAUUUUUUUGGAUUCAAGAAAGUCCACGUUGGCUUCUUAUUCAUGGUCAUAGUCUUGAAGCCAAAAGAGUAUUGCAGUUAAUUGCAGAAGGAAAUGGUACUGCUCAUCGUUUGCCAGAAAACUGGGACUUGCGGGAAAAUAACAGAGGUUCAAAGAAAAAACAUGGAGCUUCAGUUUUGUUUAAACACAAAAUUUUAAGAAAGCAACUUGUGAUACAACUGUUUUCCUGGAGUACCAACAGUUUGUUAUAUUAUGCUCUAACUCUGGCAGCUGGGUCUCUCGCAGGUAAUAUUUAUCUCAAUACUACUCUAUCAGGAUUUAUUGAAUUGCCAAGUAUCUUAAUAACAACGUGUUUGUUGGAUUGGCUUGGUAGGCGCUGGUCUCUGUGCGGUUUCAUGAUUUUUGGUGGUUUCACUUGUAUCAUCAUACAAAUUCUGUCAACUGGUGAGGAAAUGAAUGGUUUUCAAGUUGCACUAGCUUUGUUAGGAAAGAUGUCCAUCACAGCUUCAUUUACUGUGAUCUAUGUGUAUUCUACUGAACUGUUGCCAACAGUAAUCAGAAACUUGGGAUUAGGAAUUCUGUCUUCAGCUGCACGGAUUGGAGGAAUUCUUUCUUCAUUUAUUAGUCUUCUGGAUGAUGUAUAUCCUCUGCUUCAAUAUACUAUCCUGGGUUUUUUUGCAAUUGUUGCUGGUAUUUUCAACACUUGGCUUCCUGAAACAUUAGGUAAACCUCUGCCUGAAGACAUAGAUGACAUACGUGACUAUAAUGAACCCUCCCCUACUCAUGUAGAAACACACCAACUUCUUCCAUUAGAACCACAAAAUCUUUUAGUAGAGGAUGAAGAAGAGACAUCAUCAGAGAAAGAAUUUAACUUGGAAGAAACUAUGUCUAUCCUCAAAACACGGUAGUAUAGUUAAAUUGUUAAAAGUUAUUACAGUUACAGGGAGCUUUGGUUAAAGAUCAGUAUUCUUCUGGCUAAAAAGUAUAGAGAUAAUUUCCUUGUAACAAAUUACCAAAAUACAUAACGGCAGUAAUGAUAAUUAUCAGACUGUUAAAGAAAAGUAAAAUGUCUUUCACAGUGCUUGUUAGUUAUUGAUGUACACUUUUAGAGUACAUGAUUGCACUGUACACUACCUAAAUGUGGAUUACUGUAAGAAUAUAUCAGAGUGUUAUCCUUCAAAGUACAUGAUGAAAAUAGGGAUAAUGUAUUUAUCAAUAAUACUUUAUGUAAUAGAGUGCUAUCCUUUAAAGUACAUGAUGAAAAUAGGGAUAAUGUAUUUAUCAAUAAUACUUUAUGUAAUAGAGUGCUAUCCUUUAAAGUACAUGAUGAAAAUAGGGAUAAUGUAUUUAUCAAUAAUACUUUAUGUAAUAGAGUGCUAUCCUUUAAAGUACAUGAUGAAAAUAGGGAUAAUGUAUUUAUCAUUAAUACUUUAUGUAAUACUAAAACUACAUAAUUAGAUAUUUUACUUGCUGUUUGUUAGCAAUAACAUUUUAAUAUGGUUGUCAAUGUGGAUGAAAAAGAAAAAACACUUGACCUUGAAAUAACUACUGCUUAUUCAGUUGGGUUUAUGACAUCUGAAAUAUUUUUGUAGAUAACAGUUAUUUUUUUAUUUCUUUUGUGCAUCUAACUUGUUUAAACAAGUUGUAAGAACCCUCAAAAUCUUUCACUGUAUGUUUCUUUAAAGCAAUAUUUUCAGCUAUUACACAGUUUUAUAAACAUGUUUCUUACUUGGAUCGUUAACAAUUCUGUAAUUCUCAUUGAAUUGUAGUCCCAUUCAAACCUGUGUAAGCAUAAAGGAAUAUGUAAUAGAUUGUACUUACUUGUUUUUAAAGAGUAUUUCAGUUGUUAAUGCUGACUUGUAUAAUUUUUGUUACAAGGACCUCAUCUACGAGUGAAAUAUUUUGA
Molecule: messenger RNA, 3199 nt
Organism: Limulus polyphemus (Atlantic horseshoe crab)
Lineage: Eukaryota; Metazoa; Arthropoda; Merostomata; Xiphosura; Limulidae
Product: solute carrier family 22 member 15-like
Exons: 8
Coding region: 642-2201 (519 amino acids)
Biological process (GO): transmembrane transport
Cellular component (GO): membrane
Molecular function (GO): transmembrane transporter activity
Source: RefSeq, a predicted model, not a curated record